AUGGCAGUCUCAAGAGACAGGUUGAUGGCUUAUUCAAUAGUCUUUAACGUCCAUCCCGAAGCAUAUUCCAGUCUUUCUAUCUAUAUGAAGCCAAAUGUCCAUCAAAUAGAAGCUGCAGGCUCCAUAGGCCGUGGACAAUCUGAUAUCUACACCUCAUUUAUGGUAAGCAAUCUUGACGAGCAGCGCAGAAGAAUUGCAGAAGACCCAAUUCCAAUAUAUCGCACCUUAUUUUCUCUAUUAGACUGUACAAGUGACGAUGAAAUUUUUGCACAAAGUCUUUUGGCGACAAUUGAUGGAAUCAUCCAAGAUGACAGUCGACAAGUUUUAAGCCUAAUUCAGCUGGCGACAGGCAGGGAGACCUUUAAUGUUAUCAAUUUAUUGGUGAGAUUUGCAAGUACUUAUGCUUUUAAGGUAAAUAUUAUAGGAAUAAAUAGAUAAAUGCUAUAGGGGUAUUUAUUUUUAAUAGAUUAUAAAACAAUUCCUAUUAUUGUAGGGGCUGCUAGUCAUAUUCUUUCCACAAUACUAGGAGAACUUAUAUUAAGAAAUCGUGAAAACCCUGGAGACUAUGUAACUCAAGCUUCAAGACUGGUGGAUUCUUUAAUAAACCAAGGCAUGGAAAGCACUUUACCUUUAGAAGAAGCCACUUAUUGUUUUUUACCUCUUUUUAAGAUUGAUGCAGUUAGAAGAGAAUUUUUAAGGACAGGCGGCUUAAGGACUAUUCUUGUUCCUUUGCUUGACCAAAAAUCAGGGAUCCAUCAGCCUAUUUAUGCAGCGAUUUGUUGCUUAUGGAUGAUCUCUUUUGAUGAAGACUCUUAUGAGUUUUUUAUAAGAAGUGACUAUAAUUUAAUUGGAAAAAUCAUAAAAGAGCUUAGAAGAACAGAUAAAGAAAAAGUCAUCAGAGUUGCCUUAGGCAUUUUAAAAAAUUUAUCAGCUGGUGAAGGGACUGUAGAAAUUAUGAUUGAAAAUAAGCUAGUCGAAAUAAUAGAUAAUUUAUCAAAAAGAAUAUUAAAAGAUCCAGAUGUUACAGAAUUAGUCAAGGAUCUUGGAGACAUUUUAGUCAGCAAUGUAAAGCUAUUUUCAUCGUUUGAUAAAUGGCUUAAAGAAGUAGAAAGAGGAGACUUAGUGCCUGGAGUAACCCACACUGAAGCUUUUUGGAAGGAAAAUGCAAAACAUUUGGAAAAUGACAGUUUUGGGCCGGUGAAAAAACUUGUCCAGCUGCUGAAUUCAGAAAGUGUACAGACUGUAGCUUUGGCACUUGCAGAUAUUGGAGAGUUUGCGAGAUUCCAUCCAUAUGGAAAAACAGUUGCUAGCAAGUUAGGAGCAAAAAUCAAGGCGAUGGAGCUGAUGCAAAAUCCUAAUAAAGAUGUGAAUGGAGCAGCUUUGCUUUGUAUCCAGAAAAUUAUGAUACAGAAUUGGCAAAGCAUUUCGUAA
This is a messenger RNA of Blepharisma stoltei, 1431 nucleotides long. NCBI's taxonomy places the organism in Eukaryota, Ciliophora, Heterotrichea, Heterotrichida, Blepharismidae. The record is from the annotation of a GenBank genome assembly.